CAGAAUGUACAGUUAAUAAAACUGAACUCAGAUGAUUGUUUUAAAUGUUUCCAUUUUUGUUCACUUGGUUAGCCAUCACACAUAGAUCGUAUAAAUGAUUGUAGCUAUGAUAAUUGCAACCUGAAUUUCCAAGGAAAAGCGCGGAUGAGAGACAGUUCUGGAAAAUAUGAGGAUGGAGCCACAGAAAACGAGAGAUUUAGCCAAGAAUUGCAUGGCCGUGGAAAUAUGUUGAUUGUGGACAUAAAAUGAGGUGAUGAUGGACCAUUUUGUGUGUUGAAGUGGGCAACGAACCUGUGAACUACAAAAUAUAAGGCGCGCUUUUUUUGUUCGAUUUUUUUUUGGUUUGUUUUUGUUGUUGUUUUUUGUUCGUUUUCUUAUUAGUUUGCUUAAAAUCUAACCAUCAAGCUCCUGGAGCGUAACAUCGCAUAUAAAAGCCAUGAAGACAAAUGUGUACUCCAGUUAUACACGUAUUAAGUUUUGAAGCAGAUGGGAUGUAAUGUGGUGUGGUCGCGUUGAAUAUUCGCCCCCUUUUUUCCUGCUUCGUGAAGACUGGCAUUUGGUGUCUAUAGAAUGGCUCGGUUCGGAGAUGAGGUGCCGUCCAGGUAUGGCGGAGGACCGGGACACGCUCAAGGGGGACCCGGUCGCGGCGGCAGCAGGCAGGGCGGCCCGCCGGGUGGUCAGCAGAGAGUGUACAAGCAGUCAAUGGCCCAACGAGCCAGAACUAUGGCCCUGUACAACCCUAUACCGGUGCGGCAAAACUGCUUCACUGUCAACCGAUCUCUGUUCAUCUUCAGUGAGGACAACUUCGUGAGAAAAUACGCCAAAAAGAUCACCGAAUGGCCUCCAUUUGAGUACAUGAUCCUGGCUACCAUCAUUGCUAACUGCAUCGUCCUGGCCCUGGAACAGCAUCUUCCAGACGGGGACAAGACACCUAUGUCAGAGCGCUUGGAGGACACCGAACCCUACUUCAUCGGCAUUUUCUGUUUCGAGUCAGGCAUUAAGAUCUUGGCUUUGGGCUUUGGCUUCCACAAGGGCUCGUACCUACGCAAUGGCUGGAAUGUCAUGGACUUUGUAGUGGUGCUUACUGGAAUCCUGUCCACAGUGGGCACAGACCUUGAUCUGAGGACGCUGCGUGCUGUUCGAGUGUUGAGACCCCUCAAACUGGUGUCUGGGAUUCCCAGCUUGCAGGUUGUGCUUAAAUCCAUCAUGAAGGCUAUGAUCCCUCUGCUGCAGAUCGGUCUGCUGCUCUUCUUUGCCAUACUCAUGUUCGCCAUCAUUGGUCUUGAGUUCUACAUGGGCAAAUUUCACACCACUUGCUUUGACAACAUCACUGAUGAGAUACGAGAGGAGUUUCCAUGCGGAAAUGACACUAAUGCUCGGACCUGUCCUAAUGGAACAGUAUGUAAAAAGUACUGGAUUGGACCCAACUAUGGUAUUACCCAGUUUGACAACAUCCUGUUUGCCGUGCUCACAGUCUUCCAGUGUAUCACCAUGGAGGGCUGGACUGACCUGUUAUACUAUAGCAAUGAUGCUUCAGGGAGUGCAUGGAACUGGGUGUACUUCAUCUCCCUCAUCAUCAUCGGCUCCUUCUUCAUGCUCAAUCUUGUGCUGGGUGUGCUGUCAGGUGAGUUUGCCAAAGAAAGGGAGCGCGUGGAGAACAGGAGAGAGUUUCUUAAGCUGAAGCGUCAGCAGCAGAUAGAGAGAGAGCUGAACGGAUAUCUGGAGUGGAUCUGCAAAGCAGAAGAAGUGAUUUUGGCUGACGAGGACAAUGACCCAGAUGACCGGAUGCCCUUUGACGGCUCGCGAAGGAGGCCUACCAUCAAGAAGAGUAAAGCAGACCUGCUUGAUGCAGAGGAUGGAGAUGGAGAUAUAGGUUCUCCGUUUGCACGGGGCAGUCUGAAGAGCUCGAAACUGGAGGGCUCUUCCUUCCAUAAAAAGGAGCGUCGGCUGCGAUUCUUCAUCAGGCACAUAGUGAAGACGCAAACGUUCUACUGGACUGUGCUGUGUCUGGUGGGACUCAACACACUGUGUGUGGCUGCUGUGCACUACGACCAGCCCGAAAAGCUCUCCGACUUCCUUUACUUUGCUGAGUUCAUCUUCCUGGGGAUCUUUAUGUCAGAGAUGUUUAUUAAGAUGUAUGGGCUGGGGACCAGACCUUAUUUUCACUCCUCCUUCAACUGUUUUGACUGCAUUGUCAUUUGUGGCAGCAUUUUCGAGGUGCUCUGGUCUAUGAUCCAGCCAGGAACCUCGUUUGGGAUCAGUGUGUUACGAGCUCUCAGGUUACUGAGGAUCUUCAAAGUGACCAAGUAUUGGGCGUCUCUGAGGAACCUGGUGGUGUCUUUGUUGAACUCCAUGAAAUCCAUUAUCAGUUUACUCUUCCUCCUUUUCCUCUUCAUCGUGGUCUUUGCUCUGCUGGGCAUGCAGCUUUUUGGAGGACAGUUUAAUUUUGAAGCCGGCACACCACCUACAAACUUUGAUACUUUUCCUGCAGCAAUAAUGACAGUAUUUCAGAUCCUGACGGGUGAAGACUGGAACAUGGUCAUGUAUGAUGGGAUCGAGUCUCAGGGCGGAGUCAAAAAGGGCAUGGUCUUCUCAGUCUUCUUCAUCGUUCUUACACUCUUCGGCAACUACACUUUGCUCAAUGUGUUCUUGGCUAUCGCUGUGGACAAUCUGGCCAAUGCACAAGAGCUGACCAAGGAUGAACAGGAGGAAGAGCAAGCAGCCAAUCAGAAAAUGGCUCUUCAGGCGGCCAAGGAAGUAGCAGAGGUCAGCCCACUGUCUGCAGCCAACCUCUCCAUUGCUGCCGUGACAGUAAACUCUGAGCGUCUUGAUGCAACAGAACACUUUCUGGACUGUAAAGAGCAACAGAAGAACCACAAAGGUUGUAAGUCGGUAUGGGAGCAGCGCACUAGCGAGUUGAGACGACAGACCCUGAUGAACAGCAGAGAGGCUCUUUACAAUGAGUUGGACCCUGAAGAUCGCUGGAAGGUCUCAUACUCCCGUCACAUUCGUCCCGAUAUGAAGACACAUCUGGACCGGCCGCUGGUCGUGGACCCUCAGGAGAACCGCAAUAACAAUACCAACAAAACUCAUCCGGGUGACGGCCAGCCCCAGCACACUCAUCAGCUCCUGCACAAACAGCCCAACUUCAAUGAGGGGGAGAGUGGAGGAGGAGGUGGAGGGUCUGAGCCCUGGGCAGCGUUGGAAAGGGGGGACUCCACAGGGUCUCGUCGGAGUCUUUUAGGCUCCGAGAACCAUGGGGUGGGUAGAGAGUCUCACCGCAGACAUCAGCAUGGCGAGCGCUGCAGCCAGGCCCGCCAACACCAUAAAGCUGCAAAGGAUGAGGGAGAGGGCGGAGGGAAGAGACACAGGAGUAAAGGCAGGGAAAGAGGACCUGAGUGUGAGCAUGCAGAUGGAGGAGAGCGGAAACACAGACAUCAUCGUCAUGAGGGCGAAGGAAGAAAAGAGAGAGGGGUGCGACACCGUACCAGGAAGGAUGGCCAUGGAAGUGGCCCCACUCUCUCCACUACCCGUCCCAUUCAGAAGACUCUGUCCAGGCAGGACAGUCAGUACAGUGAGGACCUGGACAAUGCCAUGAACAACAAGCUUGCCACCCAGCCACCUAGUAACUCCACUCCUCAUGAUAGUCUGCUCAAUCUGGCCAACAGUGCCCACACUGCCGGCCUGGCACAUACUGACACUGAGAGCAGCCUCAUUCUCACCAACCCUUCCUCUACCACUGCUAAUGUUACCAGCACUGGUCACCUGAGCAUGAACCCCGAUUACACUGCCGUGGACAUUCCCCCGAUGUUCCCCUCCAGUAACGCCAUCCUACAGGUCAAUAAGAAUGCAAACACAGAGCCCCUGCCCAAGAAGGAGGACACAAAGGGUGACGAUGACGAUGAUGAGAAAGAUGAUGCGGGGCCUAAACCCAUGCCACCCUACACCUCAAUGUUCAUUCUGACUACCACCAACCCAUUUCGAAGGUUGUGCCACUAUAUCGUCACGCUCAGAUAUUUUGAGAUGUGUAUUCUGCUGGUCAUUGCAAUGAGCAGUAUUGCCCUGGCCGCUGAAGACCCUGUCUGGCCCGAUUCCCCCCGCAACAAUAUCCUGCGGUACUUUGACUAUGUGUUCACUGGUGUGUUCACCUUUGAGAUGCUCAUUAAGAUGGUAGAUUUAGGUCUUGUCCUCCAUCAAGGCUCAUAUUUCCGUGACCUGUGGAACAUCCUGGACUUUAUAGUGGUUAGUGGUGCCCUGGUGGCGUUUGCCUUCACCGGAGGCAGCGGAGGAAGCAGCAAGGGGAAAGACAUCAGUACUAUCAAGUCGCUGCGUGUGCUCCGAGUAUUGCGGCCUCUGAAAACCAUCAAGCGUCUGCCCAAGCUGAAGGCUGUCUUUGACUGUGUGGUGAACUCUCUGAAGAAUGUGUUGAACAUACUCAUUGUCUACAUGCUGUUCAUGUUCAUCUUUGCUGUGGUGGCUGUGCAGCUCUUCAAAGGCCGUUUCUUCUACUGUACCGAUGAAUCCAAGGAGUUGGAGCGUGACUGCAGGGGCGAAUAUCUUGUCUAUGAAAAAGAUAACGAAGUGCGGGCGCAGAAGCGGGAAUGGAAGAAAUACGAUUUCCACUACGACAAUGUGCUCUGGGCCCUUCUCACCCUCUUCACAGUUUCUACGGGAGAGGGGUGGCCACAGGUGCUGAAACAUUCAGUGGAUGCGACCUACGAGAAUCAGGGCCCGAGUCCAGGUUACCGGAUGGAAAUGUCCAUCUUUUACGUGGUGUACUUCGUGGUCUUCCCCUUCUUCUUCGUCAACAUCUUCGUGGCUCUUAUCAUCAUCACUUUCCAGGAGCAAGGAGACAAAAUGAUGGAGGAGUAUAGCCUGGAAAAGAAUGAGAGAGCCUGCAUAGACUUCGCCAUCAAUGCUAAACCGCUCACGCGACACAUGCCUCAGAACAAACAAACAUUCCAGUACCGCAUGUGGGAGUUUGUGGUGUCUCCUCCAUUUGAAUACACCAUCAUGGCAUUGAUUGCCCUCAACACCAUUGUCCUUAUGAUGAAGUAUGAUGGAGCAUCAGAUGCCUAUGAAGCUGUGUUAGCCAACCUGAACAUAGUGUUCACCUCACUUUUCUCCAUGGAGUGCAUAUUGAAGAUCGUUGCCUUUGGAGUGCUGAACUACUUCAAAGACGCCUGGAACAUCUUCGACUGUGUGACUGUACUUGGCAGCAUCACUGAUAUUUUAGUCACAGAGCUAGGGAUGAACAACUUCAUAAAUCUGAGUUUUCUAAGGCUCUUCAGAGCUGCUCGUCUCAUUAAGUUGCUCAGGCAGGGUGAGACCAUACGCAUCCUGCUCUGGACCUUCGUCCAGUCUUUCAAGGCUCUGCCGUAUGUGUGCCUACUCAUCGCCAUGCUGUUCUUCAUCUACGCCAUCAUUGGCAUGCAGCUGUUUGGGAACAUUGCGAUUGAGGAGGAUGGUGAGAGUGCCAUUAACCAGCAUAACAACUUCAGGACUUUUUUCCAGGCGCUAAUGCUGCUCUUCAGGAGUGCUACAGGUGAGGCAUGGCAUGAUAUCAUGCUGUCAUGUCUGGGAAAGAAGGUGUGUGAUCCUCUCUCUGGUAACGUGGAGGCAGAGUGUGGGAGCGAGUUUGCCUACCUCUACUUUGUCUCCUUCAUCUUCCUCUGUUCCUUUCUGAUGCUGAAUCUGUUCGUGGCUGUGAUCAUGGAUAAUUUUGAGUACCUGACGCGUGACUCCUCUAUCCUGGGACCCCAUCACCUGGACGAGUAUGUGAGAAUCUGGGCGGAGUAUGAUCCAGCUGCUUGCGGGCGCAUUCAUUAUAAGGAUAUGUACAGUUUAUUGCGAGUUAUCGACCCCCCUCUGGGCUUAGGCAAGAAAUGUCCUCAUAGGGUGGCCUGCAAGAGACUGUUGCGGAUGGAUCUGCCAGUUGCUGAUGACAACACAGUGCACUUUAAUUCCACACUUAUGGCCUUAAUCCGAACUGCUCUGGACAUCAAGAUCGCCAAGGGUGGGGAAGGAGGCGUAGAUAAGCACCAGAUGGAUGCUGAACUAAGGAAGGAGAUGAUGGCGAUAUGGCCUAAUCUCUCUCAGAAGAAUCUGGACCUUCUGGUGACACCCCACAAGUCAGCGACAGACCUGACAGUGGGAAAGAUCUAUGCUGCCAUGAUGAUCAUGGAGUAUUAUAGGCAAAGUAAAGCCAAGCGGACACAGGCUAUCCACGAUGAACAGAAUCGAACGCCAUUAAUGUUUCAGCGUCUGGAGCCGCCGUCUCCAAGCCAGGAUGUGGGACAGGGACUCACUGGCCUUCCUGAAACACAACAGCACCCUGCAAAUCAUCUGCCUGUUGAUGAAAGGAUCCCAGAGAGCCAAUCAUGGGUGACAGCGCGAGCCCAGGAGAUGUCUCAGAAAGCAGGAAGCUGGAGUCCUGAAGGCCAACACCCAGACGACCCCGCAGAUAACCGCAGACAGUCUCAGACAGUAGAGAUGAGAGAGAUGGGGCGGGACGGGUACUCGGACACUGAGCACUAUCUGCCGAUGGAAGGCCAUGGCAGGGCUGCUUCCAUGCCUCGACUCCCAGCAGACAACCAACAGACCAUCACCGAUAACAGUCCGAUGAAGCGUUCAGCUUCAUCUUUGGGCCACGGGCGUCAAGGCCGUUCAGUGCGGGGUGAGGACUAUACCAUGGACAGGGUUAUCCCAGAAGAGGGUCACAGACAUGGGCAUCGCCACCGAGACCGCAGUCACCGUGCGUCAGAACGCUCCCUGAGCCGCUACACUGAUGCUGACACAGGUCUUGGCACUGACCUCAGCACCACCACACAGUCAGGAGACCUGCCAUCCAAGGAGAGGGACCGGGGCCGGGCCAAAGACCGCAAGCACCACCAUCAUCACCAUCACCAUCACGGUUCUCUAGAUAAGGAGCACUACGGACACGAGAGAGAACGAGGGGACUACAGCCACAGAGGGUCUAGAGAGAGAGACCUCCGCUGGUCCCGCUCACCAAGUGAGGGCAGAGAGUGCCUGACUCACAGACAGGGCAGUAGUUCAGUAAGCGGCAGUCCAGUCCCCUCCACCUCUGGGACCAGCACGCCCCGCCGCGGCCGGCGUCAGCUUCCCCAAACCCCCGCCACGCCCCGACCCCACGUCACCUACUCUCCCGUGGUCCGUAAGCCCAUUGGUGGCACCGCCCCUCCGGGCCAGCAGAACCGACUCCCCGCUCCGACCUCCCGUCGGUUCAGUCCGCCUGGCCCUGAGCCCCCGCUUCCCCCUCCCCACCACGGCUCUCCUCGCUCAGCCCGUCACGCGCACUGGGGCCCUGGCCCCACGGAGAGCAUGGAGGGCGACGGUUUCUACGACGACCAAGACUACGAGUUCAAUCACCACGAGCCUCCGUCCUACGAGCAAAGCCCUGUGCAGGGCAACCCUCACCCACAUUCUCCCAGGACUUCCCGCCACAGCACCCCCCCUCAGGGCCAGCCACAUCCACGGCGCGUGCCAAACGGCUACCGUUCGUCCUCGCCCACUCCCCACCACCACACCCCUGCCCACCCGGGAACUCAUAAGCCUCCUCAUCCCAGAGGGCCCAGGAAGGGCCUCCACGAACCCUACAGUGAGACUGAUGAGGAUGACUGGUGCUAGCCUCUGGGACGGGGAGGGGUGAGUCCUGCCGCGCUCUCACAGUGAAGCGAUACUCUCAUUGGAUUGGCCACUCUGUCCGGGGAAACACUAGGCAGUGCGCUGAAUGUCCACAGGGGAAAUCAAGGCAUGAUUCGUUUCUUUCUAUUUCUCGUUUCUUUUCCGAUUCCUCUGCUGCCGAGUGUUUCCCUGAAAGCGAUGGACCGCUGACAGUGAAUAUGAAGACUUAUGAAUACGAAAUCCUGUUCUUCGCCUUUUUCUGAAGAAUAUAAAAAUGUUUUGAUAAGGAGGAGGAAUGUCUGAACUUUUUUUCCCCAGGACAUUUCACGCAGUCCCUCCGGAAAUGAGACGCUAGGAACUCUUUAGCACUCGUUUAAAAAAAAAAGAAAAAGAAGGUGGAUCACUUUUUAUUUCACAGAACUUGACUUGAGAUUCGUUUAUUGCAAAAAUCAGUCCAGAUGCUGGGAAAUAUCGAUGAGUUUUAUCAUCUGUGUUUACUGUUAAUAAUUAUCCCAGUGAGGGGGAGGCGUUGGCCCAUGCGGGUAAGUUGUGGGUGGAGUUGGAGAUGGGCGGAGAUGAACUCACCUGAACUAAAACAGGAAAGCCUACCCUGCACUUCAGACCCCCAAACGCAAGAAAGAAGAAUCACAAACAAAAUAAUAAUAAUAAGAGAGAAAAAAAUGAAAAGCUCCUCACUCUUUCUUCUUCUACGGCUUCGUCUUCUGCUUCUCAUUGGAAACAUUGGAGUUUGAAUCUUCUGUUGCACUGCCCAGCUUUGUUUGAACAGAAAAUAAAUCCCUUGGAAAUCCUGCAUGAUUGAAAAAAA
Messenger RNA from Sinocyclocheilus anshuiensis, 8470 nucleotides. Its product is annotated as voltage-dependent P/Q-type calcium channel subunit alpha-1A-like. The transcript has 50 exons. Lineage: Eukaryota; Metazoa; Chordata; Actinopteri; Cypriniformes; Cyprinidae. Gene Ontology annotation, biological process: chemical synaptic transmission; calcium ion import across plasma membrane. Gene Ontology annotation, molecular function: high voltage-gated calcium channel activity. The coding region runs from base 571 to 7647 and encodes 2358 amino acids. Gene Ontology annotation, cellular component: neuronal cell body; membrane; voltage-gated calcium channel complex. The record is from RefSeq and is a predicted model, not a curated record.